UAUUUUAUUUUUCUUUCCCCUUGGCUAUACUACUUUAAAAAACAUAACAUUUUUGUCAUUUACGCAAGUCUACUCAAAUUUCAGAAGAGGUUAGACAUUUCUCAAGCAUGACGAUCCCACUCUGUUCGUGUUCUGAUUACUUCUCUCUGCUACUAUUUUGAAUUUUUGAUAGCCAAUGCCCAACCUAUUCUUCUCUUUUCUCCCCAUUUUCCCCUCGUCGCAGCAAUUUUUCAGUUCCCAUGACCUUCGCUUUGAACCCAAAGACAAAACCCCGGCAACUCAGUGAAGAAACCCACUUUCCCUUUUACCGAAGGUCAAUAAAUCCACAAUCCAACUCUAACCGAAGUUUCUAAUAGAUUGCCUUUGAGUUCUAGGCUGAUACUUUCCUUGGCCUUUUAGUGCUGACGGUAAUUACUUUGUUGGUGCUUUAACAUGAUGGACUUGUCAUGGUUAAGCGCCAUCCUAGUUGGGGCAGGCUGCCUUGCCUUGGGGUACUGCAUUGGUAGGCGACAUCCUGCUUGUCUAUUUCUCUCAUCAAGAGGAGCUAAAGAUACUAAAAUCUCUAAAGCAAAUAAGAAGAAGACCAAAGAACCCUUUGAAAUUGAAAAGUUGGCUGACAUUCUGGAGGAUUUUAAAAUGGUAUUGGUUGUAAGAAACGAUCUUAAGAUGGGUAAAGGGAAAAUUGCCGCCCAGUGCAGUCAUGCAACUUUAGGUCUUUACAAAAAACUCCAUCAUUGGGCACCAAAAGCUUUGGACAGGUGGGAGUUAUGUGCCCAGCCAAAGGUGGUUGUGAAAAUCGACAGUGAGGAAGAUAUGUUAGUUUUGCAAGAGAGGGCAAAAUCACUAAACUUACCAACUCACAUCACCAUUGAUGCAGGGAGAACUCAGAUUGCACCAAAUUCAAGGACAGUGAUGGCUAUUCUUGGACCUGUCGAAAUGGUGGAUGAUGUAACUGGUGGACUGAAGCUAUUGUAAUAGUUUCUCAAUGCCAUCGAAUCUUUACCUGGUAACCUUCCAUUGUAUAACUUUGAGGAGCAUCUCCCUUUACAUGGAUGUGGGAAUUUUCAUCAACCAUCUUGAAAGGUAUUUUGUCCAUUAACUUAUGUGAAAGAUCCAAUGUAUACUUGGUCGGAACCCGAAAUUGAUUUUAGACCCUUAAGAUUUUUGUUACAGUUUUGUGAUGAUGGCGAAAAGUUCCUGCCAUAGGCCUCCCUUUGAGCUUAAAGACAAUUAGGUUAUUAUUUCAUGAAUAUUCAAUAAAUUUCCAGAUAUUUGGAUUAUGAUUUAGCCUGGCCUUGCCAACUAUAAUGCUUCUAAUUUAUUGAGUUGGAAGGAUUUUUAAACUUUCAACUCGUUCACCAUUUUCAUGUUAAGCUUAUUAU
Messenger RNA from Durio zibethinus, 1382 nucleotides. RefSeq lists its product as uncharacterized. Gene Ontology annotation, cellular component: cytosol; mitochondrion. The record is from RefSeq and is a predicted model, not a curated record. Lineage: Eukaryota; Viridiplantae; Streptophyta; Magnoliopsida; Malvales; Malvaceae. Gene Ontology annotation, molecular function: peptidyl-tRNA hydrolase activity.